UUCAGGUGAAUGAACAGGUGCAAGGAGAAGAUUGGGACGGUCCUGCCAGGCAAGGAGGUGGGGCAAGUGUCUGUCCUGCUCCCUUCCACACCCCAUUUCUCUUCCUGCUCCUGUGCCUCAAAUUCACAUGAACUUGCUUAUCCAGCCACACUGGGACAGGAUGGCUCGUCAGCUUUCCCAUCUCAUCUCCCGUUGCAUCUAAGAACCCAGGAGUGCAGGAAUUCCAAGUCACCGAAUUCAACCCAGCCCAGAAGACCUUACUUCUUCCACCUCCUUUUUGUUUCUUUUCCUGCCAUAAUCAAUGAGCACAACCCUAGAGAACCCAGGUGUCCUGGUUCCUGCCUUCUCUAACCUGCUCUAACCCCCACUCUGACCCCAGGAGCCCUCGCUGCCUUCCAUGAUGGGUUCCCCUUGGCUCCUCUUUGGUCUGCCUGCCCUGGGGAUCUAUGCCCUGACCUCUCACUGUCUGCGAAAGAGACCGCACCUGCUGCACCGUCUGCGCAAGUUUCCCGUUCGAUGCCGGCAUGUAUCCCACCGUGGAGGCAGUGGAGAGCGGAUUGAGAACACUCUGGAAGCCUUUAGCCAUGCUCAGAGCCAGGGAACAAAUCUACUGGAACUUGACUGCCACAUGACAAGGGAUGGGGUUGUGGUUGUGUCUCAUGACGACGAUCUGGAACGUCAGACAGGACACUGCGUUAAGAUCAGCGAGACGGACUAUAAGGAUCUGCCUCCCUAUAAGGAUCGUCUGGAGGUGGUCUUCUCGCCAGGCUGCUAUUCCCAUGGCUCAGAUCACCACAUUCCUCGCUUGGAGGAGGUUUUUCAGAAAUUCCCUGGCUUACCUAUCAACAUAGAAAUUAAGCAGGAUAAUGAUGAACUCAUACAGAAGGUAGCAGAUCUCGUCCGUCAAUAUGAUCGCUCCCACAUCAGCAUCUGGGCAGCCUUUGAAAGUGAAGUGCUGAAGAAAUGCUGUGCAGCUAACAAAGACAUGCCUUACGUCUUCUCUGUCAGAAGUGGCGUUACCAUCCUCCUCCUCUACUAUGUGGGGCUGCUGCCUUUUAUACCACUGAAAGAAUCUUUCCUCGAGUUUGUACUGCCCUCCAUCAUGAACAGGACUUUUUUUCCGGUGGAAAAGGGCUUCUGUGGAGCACUGCUAGCCAAGUUUACCCACAAGGUGACCAUGAGGAAAAAGCUUUUUAAGCAUCUUGAAGACCGAGGAAUACAGGUUCUUCUUUGGGUUCUGAAUGAAGAGAAAGAUUUUGAUGAAGCCUUUAGCUAUGGGAUCUCUGGGGUCAUGACCGAUUAUCCCUCCUAUCUCCGGAAGUAUCUGGACAGCCACCCACCCCUUCUCAAUGAAUAAUUUCAUGGGGGAGGGGAGAUCAAACACGUUCCUUACUAAUACAGGCUGUGGCAUAGGGUAGGGAAGAGACAAUUUGUAUUGGGCCCAGAAAAAAAGGAAAACUCAGAAAACAAAUAAACUUUAUUGUAACUAAGA
Eublepharis macularius is the source of this 1492-nucleotide messenger RNA. It is a transcript of the gene GDPD3, whose product is annotated as glycerophosphodiester phosphodiesterase domain containing 3. Bases 398 to 1357 code for a protein of 319 amino acids. The transcript has 10 exons. Gene Ontology annotation, biological process: glycerophospholipid catabolic process. NCBI's taxonomy places the organism in Eukaryota, Metazoa, Chordata, Lepidosauria, Squamata, Eublepharidae. Gene Ontology annotation, molecular function: phosphatidylcholine lysophospholipase A1 activity; phosphoric diester hydrolase activity. The record is from RefSeq and is a predicted model, not a curated record. Gene Ontology annotation, cellular component: endoplasmic reticulum membrane.